CAACUGUCUCUCUGAUCGUUACUAAGUAGCUCCUUUGCUUCUCUUUCGCGGUUUCGCUUUGCUGGAUCGCUCUUUCCUCUCAGAUCCUAACAAAUCCACCGGCGGAAAGGCUCGGAGAGCAAUUCUCGUGCAACCCUCCAGAUUGAUCCGGAAAAUGAGGCUUCUGCAGAUUGGGUUCUUGGUCGCUUUGGCGUCUGGACUCUCUGCCAUUCUCAUCUACAUCAACGGCGUCACCAAUUUCGAUGGGAUCCAGAGACUGUCCAGUGAAGAAGUUGGAGCGUUGCAAUCUCUGCAAGCAAGUUUCAAGAAGUGCGUGUGUUUACUCCUCAUCUCAACUUCUUUGGUGGCGACUUGUCAGAAUGCUAAUGGAUUAGGUCUUCAGGCUUUCCCCGGGAACGAUUACUGCAUGGUCACCAUUAAUUUUCCAAGCAACACCAACUCUAAAUGGAAGGACCCUAAAACCGGAGAACCCGAAGGUUUGUCCUUUGAGUUCAAUCUAUGUGAAGCAGUGGCAAAUUGGGAGCAGGUUAGGAACAGUACUACCAUACUGACAAAGGAAUUCAUAGAUGCUCUGCCAAAUGGAUGGGAGGACUACGCAUGGCGUCGGAUCAAUAAAGGAAUUCAGCUCAACAGAUGUCAGAAUAAAACUUUAUGUAUGGAGAAGCUCAAAUUGGUGUUACCUGAAACACCACCUUACCUUCCCAAAGAGUUUGGCAGUUGUGCUGUUAUUGGUAAUUCAGGUGAUCUUUUGAAAACAAGGUUUGGGAAAGAAAUUGAUGGUUAUGAUGUUGUCAUCAGAGAAAAUGGUGCUCCGAUUCAGAACUAUACAGAAUAUGUGGGUAAGAAAAGUACCUUCCGCCUACUUAACAGGGGAUCUGCUAAGGCUCUUGAUAAAGUUGUGGAGUUAGAUGAGUCGAGGAAGGAGGUGUUGAUCAUCAAAACGACAAUACAUGACAUUAUGAACCAGAUGAUUCAGGAAGUUCCAAUAAGAAAUGCUGUCUACCUUAUGUUAGGUGCAUCUUUUGGGUCAGCAGCUAAAGGCACUGGACUGAAAGCCCUUGAAUUUGCUCUAUCUAUGUGUGAAUCGGUUGACAUGUAUGGUUUCACUGUAGAUCCGGGAUACAAAGAAUGGACUAGAUAUUUUUCGGAAUCUCGGAAGGGUCACACUCCUCUCCAUGGGAGGGCUUACUACCAGAUGAUGGAGUGUCUCGGUCUUAUCAAGAUUCACUCUCCCAUGCGAGCUGAUCCCAACCGUGUUGUAAAAUGGGUUCCAAGCCAGAGUACUAUUCUUGCUGCUAGAACUGUGUCAGAGAAAAUAUUGAGGAGGGUUGGAGCAGGCUCGGAAGACCCACUGAGAGCAUGUGAAAUAAAGAAACAAGUUAGGAGGCCACCAACAGCUGUUUCUAGUCUGAGAAAAGCUGCUAUUGAUCAUCAGAAGUCAAUAAAAGGCACAACAUUGUACCCUCUGGAGCACAACCCUGGGCAUGGUAUGCUCUGUACAUUCCCUAUGGGCUGAAAUUCCAAAACGCAGAUGAAGCAUUUUUGCAAGGAACCAGCUAUUUGAUGUUGCCAAGUUAUUCUUUGAUUACUAUACGAUGUUAUGAAUGUCAAGCGCAGAAGCAAAGUCAGUUGAUCUUACGGUUUUGUUAUUGCUGGAGAGACUGAAACAGGCAGAAGUAGGUAGGUGGAGAUAAAUCAUUAGAGUAUUAUCAACAUGUAAUUCUGAUAGAAGCUCGCCGUCUGCAGACAUUAACACAACUAUGGUCUUUGUGUGUAGGAGGCGGCUAAAACCAUUUUUAUUCUGUAUUCAUCUUCUACUACUGAAACUGUACCAGUAACAGAGCUUUUUUCAUAACGUUUUAACUUUUCGUUGCUUAGCUAC
Messenger RNA from Linum tenue, 1882 nucleotides. The record is from the annotation of a GenBank genome assembly. Lineage: Eukaryota; Viridiplantae; Streptophyta; Magnoliopsida; Malpighiales; Linaceae.